GGGGGGGGUCCUCAGCAGUUCACUUCCUGUUCCUGUUUCUGCUGCUUCACCUCCACCUGCAGCUUCAUCACCAACACACACACACAGGUUCCCAACCUGAGGGUCCAGGCCCCACACGGGGCCUCUGAUCAGUCCGAGGGUCACGCGGUGAUAAACCGUUUUGCUGCACAAACGAAGAGGGUGAGGAGGGACCUGUCGACCCUCAGCCCCCCGCCAGAGAGAGAGACAGGUCCCACAGUAAGACCAAGAAGGCCCGCCGGGAGCGUCGCCAUGCUGACCGGGGGGGAGAAACCACAGCUUCGGCCACGCCCCCAACAGCCAUGCUGCAGCCCCAGGUGGGGGUGGAGCCACAGACACAGGGGUCGGAGCCGGUGGCGGGCCCCUCAGAGGAGCCGGGUUCAGAGUCUGCAGCCGGCAGUGAGUCUGCAGGUUCUCCCAGGCAGCGCCGCUCCAUCAUCCGGGACCGCGGCCCGCUGUACGAUGACCCGUCACUGCCUGAAGGCUGGACCCGCAAACUCAAACAGAGGAAGUCCGGACGCUCAGCUGGGAAGUUUGAUGUCUACCUGAUCAACUCGGAGGGAAAGGCGUUUCGUUCCAAGGUGGAACUUAUCGCCUACUUCCAGAAGGUCGGUGACACGACUACCGACCCCAACGAUUUUGAUUUCACUGUUACCGGACGUGGAAGCCCCUCCCGCCGUGAGAGGCGUCCCCCCAAGAAACCGAAGGUGGUGAAACCAUCGGGGCGAGGCCGUGGGCGGCCCAAAGGUAGUGGGAAGAUGCGGCAGGCUACAGAGGGUGUGGCCAUGAAGCGUGUGGUUGAGAAAACUCCGGGCAAACUGCUGGUCAAGAUGCCCUUUGGCAAGCCAGAGUCCUCCACUGGCACCACCUCCACUGCCUCAAAGUUGGUGUCUUCUGCCCUGGUGCCCAAAUCCCGUCCCGGCAGAAAGAGGAAAUCAGAACAGGAACUUCCGGCCCCACCACAGACUGCCCCCAAGAAACGGGGCAGGAAACCAACCUUGGCCUCAGCAGCAGCUUCGGUUGCCACAGCAUCCACCUCCUCGGCAUCAACCUCUGGUAGCUCAACAGCUGGGAGCUACGCUGCAGCUGCCAUUUUAGCUGCCGAGGCCAAAAGGAGAGCAGCCAAGGAGUCUUCCACCAAACCCGUCGUCCAGCAAACAGCCCUGCCGAUCAAAAAACGCAAAACGAGAGAGACAGUGGAAGAGAGGGAGAGUGUUCAGACUCCAGUGGCCACAACAACUGAGACUGAAAGAAGGUUCAGUGUAGAGGGGGAGGGAGGUAAAGGGGAGGGAGCUCCAACCUCAGAGCCUCAGCCUGCCCCCUCUGAGCAGAGCCAGUCACAAUCACAGAAGCAGCCCACUGCUUCAGAUGAAAGCCAAUUAUAUGGACAUAAGACGCAUAAAGGGCGGAAGCACAAGGAGAAAACAGGAAUAGCGUCAGGAGAUGGAGGAAGCAGAGGAGAGGAAGUAGAUGAAGAUGUAGGUGAUAAGGGAGGAGAGGGAGGAGGAGGAGGAGGAGGAAGGAGUAGCAGCAGCAGCAGUAGCAUUAGCUCAUCAAAAAGCCACAAAAGGAAGGACCGGCCACCUCACAAACACCACCAUCAUCACCACCACCACCACCAUCAUCAUCAUCGCCACCAACAUUCCUCUGCCUCCUCUGAUCAGCCUCCUCCUCCUCCUCCAGCCUCUGGACAGCCAGCAGCCUCCAGCCAGUCCAGGCCUGAAGUCGAGCCCCAGACUGCGCCUCAGCUCACCACCCAACACUCCCAGCACACCCAGCAAGCUCCUCCCAGACCACAGUCCAAGUCUGCAACUCAGUCCCUGCCAGAACCUCGGCAUCCUCCUCCUCAACCACGCCACCAGCCCCAACCCCGUUCCCAGCAGCAUCCCCAGAGCCAGUGUCCCAGUCAGCCCCAAGCCCAGCCUCAGUACCCAGUACCUCAGCCCUCUCCUACCAGGCAUGUCCUGCCCCAGCAACGGCCCCAACAACCCCCGCCCCAAACCCACAGUCAGCCCCAGGCCUUCCCCCAAAAAGCCCAGUCAGAGCCUGUCCACUCCCCAGCCCAACACCGAACCCAGCUUCAGGCUCAGCACGCUCCACCUCAGUCACACCCUCCUCAGUCCCCAUCCAUCCUGCACGUUCAUCCACCCCAAACAAGGCAUCCACAUCCGCAAACCCAGUCCCCCGCAGCACUCCAAACUCAAACCCCGCCCAGGCACCCGUCUCAACCCCAAACCCAGCUCAAACAACAGUCUCAACCCCAGACCCGGCAGUCUCUGCAGCCUCAACUCCAACCCCAGGCCAGGACCCCGGCCCAACUUCAGACUCAAUCCCAGUCCAGAAUCCCAGCCCAACCUCAGCCUCAACUGCAGCCCAGAACCCCUGCCCAAAUGCAUCCUCAAACCCAGGCCAGAAAUCCAGCCCAAACACAGCCUCAACCGCAGUCCAGGACCCCAGCCCAAACUCAGCCUCAACAGUCCAGGACCCCAGCCCAGCCUCAACCUCACCUGCAACCCAGACAUCAAGUGCAGACAAGGCACCCAUCACAACACCAACUCCAGACUCAAUACAGACCACAACCCAGACAAUCCCUCUCCCAGCAUAGGCCACCCCAGCCCCAACCCCAGUCCCAGUCCCAGUCCCAAGCACAACCACACUUUCAGCGGAUUCAAACGCAGCCGCGCCCCCAGCCCCACUCUCAGCUCACCAGGCACCAUGUGCAGCACCUCUCAUCCCACCGACCAUCUCCCAGCCUAUCCAGGACCAACCUGGUCCCUGCUCAGCAGAACCAGAGCGAACAGCCCCAAGAUCUGAGCACCACACGGCCUGGCCGAGGGAGUCUGUUGCCGAGCAGAGAGGUCAGCGUGGAGGGCGUCAGGGCGGAGGGGAGAGGGGAGCCAGUCAUGGCAUCAGAAAGCAGAGAGGUUUUAGGAGGCGAAAGAGGAUCAAACAGCACCUCGAGGCCUCCCAGCUCCAUGCCUGCUGGACCUCCAGGAGUAGCCGGGGCCGGGGUCGGUCUUGUCCCUGGGGCAGAUGGUAGGGCUAGGCUGCGGGCGGAGCCAGAGGCAGCAGGUGAGGGCAGGGAGCUCAGAGACAUCGUCCCCCAGUCUGCCGUCCCCUGCCCCAGCCGGGAAGAAACCGUAGAGUCACGGACUGUCGUCAGCGAAAGAGUCAGCUGAUUGGUCGGGCUGAUGAACAGGCUGAAUGAUCAGUAGACUGACGGACUGAGUCAGCACCAGGUGGAAGAGGAGUGUGACUGGGCUGUUCAUGGAGGUUUAGUGAUUUUACACUGUUUUCAGGAUAGGAAAGGAUAGGAAGGAUAGCGUCACACAGAGCUGGUAGGACUGUCGCAGCUUCUACGCCGUCUGAUUCUGUCAGGAGACUCUGUAAAGUUCUGGAUUUGAGAACCAACCGGGCGCUGAGGGACAGCUGGAGAGGAGAACAGAUAGUGUCUUUUUCUAGGAAAAACAAACAAAAAGGAAAAAUCGAUAAACAAGUGUGUGUGUAUAUAUAUAAUCAAAAGGCAGCUGUUGUGACCCGCUAGUCUCUGUGGGGAGGGGGGGGGGUGUAGUUUGGAACUAAAAACCAACGCUUAACAACACAUUACUCUGAACGAAACGUUGCUUCCGGAAUAUAACCUCUUUUUUUUUUAUUUCGUAUUUUGAUAGUUUAUUGUUUUGUCUCUGUUAUACAGCUUUAAACUCUGAUAUUAUUGACUGACGGUCCCUUACUCAUCGUCGUGCUGCUGACUGACAGUUCCUUAUUUAAAGUCCUGCUCUUUACUGACGGUCUCUCACUAAAGCUCCUCCUAUUGACUGACAGUCCCUUACUGAAACUAGUCCUUGACUGAAAGCCUCAGAGGUGAUGUGGGGCGGCGGUUUGCACCUUUAACUGGUUUCUUAGAAAUAUCUCUUUUUUUUUUCCUCCCCAUUUUCCAUCAAGCCCACAAUAAACAAAGAGGGGGGUCGGUAAUGUUUUCCAUCCACUUCCAGACUGCCCCCUACAGGUAGCGAAUCUGAUGUAUGAGUAUGACUCUACACAGACCUCAUUCUGUCUUUGAAACCCAUUGUCGUUUGAAAUAUUUGAACAACUCGAGUUCUUGAGUCGUCCUAUCAGACACUAAAACAGCCUCAAAAAACAAACGAGUCAGUUGUCUGAUAAGAAAACCUCGAGCGCUCCUCGUUCAUUUUUCAAGUAUUUCAAACUCAGCGAGUUGUUCUUCCAGGUUAAAGAUUCUUCCAUACUGGUCUUCAUUGAAUCUGUUUGUUUUGGUAGUCUUUUUGUUUCCAAAGGAAGCGCUUUUAAUAUCAAACCAAACCCACUUUUACAGUAGCUUUAUUUUAGUUUUUAGUCUUAAUGAGUGGGAAAUGGAGUCAUUUUUAUUGUGUCUUCGUGUUGAAUGUCUGGAACAGUUUGCACUCCUCCAGUUUGUACAAUCAACCGCCUGCAUGUCGCUCGGAGACCCUGCAGGCCCUCAACCGGAGCAACACGUACGCAGAGGUCGACCUCACCAGGGUUUACUGUCGGCCAUGUUGGUGAGGGAAGAUGUUCUGCAGGAGUAAAACCCUGAACGAGGUGUGGUUCAGCUUCAUGUGGAGUCAGAUGUGCUGGAGACGGCAACACAAAACUAUUCAGUGAGCAGAAAACUAACGUUGAGUCUGUAACUCCAGAUUUGAGAGCAUGAAAGAGAACAAAGAGGGAAACUCAACCUGGAGAAACUGAGUGCAGGACUUUCGUCGAUGUUCUUAACUGCUCGCUCUCUCAGUCUGAAAUACACAUUCGGCAGUUAGUGAACAUGAAAAUAUGGAGCAGGUGGAAAAGAAACUAGUUAUUAUUAUGUAACGAAAAGCGACAAGGUUCAACAAAAUGGCCACAGUUAUUUGAAAAUUUCCAAUCACAAUUUUAGAGGUACUGACAGAAUCAUAAACUCCUCAUGAAACGUUGCGUCCUUUCAUUUAUUUCAUUUUCUAAGUGCUUUAAGUACCUUUAGUGUGAUUAGAUUAAGACAGUUCAGGAAAUGUAUAAUCUGGAACUGGGUUUGACCUGAAUGCCCUCUUAAUAAUGUUCAUGCUCAUCAUGUUUUCAUUGACUUGAACUUUUACUUUUAAACACGAGUCUAACAGUCACACGUGUCCUGUUGAAGCAUGGAUGUAUUAUAAGAACUGGAUAACAGACUGGAUGGUGCACAUUCAGUUGAAUGGAAAUUCAAAAAAUCCCCAAAAAGUUUUCUAGCUUCCUGGUUUGCUUCCGCAUUGUGUCCCACUGCACAUGCUCAGUAGCGUUUCUGUCCCUGGCCCAUAGACUUUACAUUGGGAUGUCGCAAAUAAAAACAGGUUUUCUAGGCUCUGAGAAAGUUUUACAAAUAUAAACACAAACAGAAAUAUCUGAGCUCGUUCUGUCAGCAGUUUUACAGACGUCUCUACAGGGAGCAGUCGUGUUUUAGUUGCAGUACUGCGAGUGACCACUGGGACACAUUAGCAGUAAGACCUGGUGGAGGCGCCGCAUCACGUCUAUUUAUACAUAUUUAAUACAUUUCUUAAUACAUCUGUGAGUUGAAGCCAGAUUGUAUCAUCUAAGGGCGUUUUCAAACCCAAAGUCUGCUCUGCUCUGAGUCAGUGAUGAGUUGGUAAACUUUCUCCUUGGUUCGAUUUGUUUUCACACAGAAAAAUCCAAGUGAACCAACGUGCAUCAGCAAAAUCCAGAUGAGGAUGUUCUCUCCUCUCAUUGGUUAGAUGUGUCAGACGCAGGAGCGAGAACGUAAACACAGGAAGAAGGUCCUGAAGAAACUCCAAUCUGCCCAAAUAUCAAGAAGCUAGUCCAGAUCAGACCUCCACUCAUUCUCCGGCUAGCUGCUAGCAAGUGCUCAUUUUGCUCAUUGACAUCCCAGAAUGCAAAGCGCAGCUGGCUACAGGAGCCGUUUAGCUCAAACCUGCAGAGUUCGCCGUGUAGUCGGGUCAGAUGGCGGUCGGACCACAUUCCCACCACAAAUGACUGCUUCAGAAUUCAUUUGUAAGUGGACUGAGACCACUUCCUCUUAAGGGUCUCUGGAUGGUGGUUUUGUUCAGAUCAGCCCAAACGAAUCGUACCAAGGACGAAAACCAACCAGAGUCUGAACCAGACACCCCGAGACCCUUCAGACAGAACAUCUGGAGAAAACACAGAGCUGACUUCAGACUGAGCGCGGAUUUAGCAGAACCUUAGCUGGACGCGGGGGGGGGGACUUAGUUUCCACUCGCUUAGCAACCAAAGCAAAACAGCCUGUUUGAUCCACAGUCUGCCGGCACGUUUCGCUGCUGCUUAAAUCUCUGUAGCUGCUUACUACCAACAACAACAGAGAAAGUUAUUUAGUUUAGUUCUUCUUCAAAUCCUGCUCAGAAUACUCAACAGGCUCCACCUAGUGGCAAAAACCACGCAGCACAUCCACAAACACCAGGACCGAAGGAACCUUACAGCUUACAAAAACAGGUCAAACAUUGUAUAUUAAGAAUACAAUUUCAAAUGGAUUAAAUGACACUAAAAUAGUAAAUUGUGGGUUCCUUUAUAAAGGAAAUAAUGAAGCAGUAAGUACAACCAGCCUCGUCGCUGUCAGUUAGCCCCUGGUUACUGAAUUCAUCCAAAACUGACCCAGAAUCAGAAAAACUGAAUCUGAAGAUUGUAAAAUCAGUUUUCUCAGCAGUGUAAUCUUUAUGCGAAGCCCUGUGAUUGGCUGUAUGAUAGUGAAAUGCACCCUGGGAGUCGUAGUUGACUUCUUCAGUUUUUAUGUAGCUUUUUAUCGAAGAACCUGAUAUUUUCUAACACAGUUGUUCAUCUUUUGUUCUGACGAUUCCUCAGUUUCAUGUCACGACAGCACGAAGCAGACGCUUCCUGUUCGCUCCUCCGAACACGUCGAGCUCUCAGAUCUGAACUUACAGACGCCGUUUGAAUGUUGAUGCUCUCUCAGUAGAUUUGAUAUCCAUAAACUUUUUGCACCUUAGUGUUCACGUGACUCUUUGGGGAAAGCUCCAGCACUUUAGCAAUGACGUUGGAAAAUUGAGCUUCUCACCCCUCAACCAGAAACAAGUCCAAUAACUGAAUGUCUUCAUCCUGGAGAAAAUAAAUGUGCCUCGCUGUUAAAAGUCCACUCACCUGAAGCUCCGGUCACCCGGUCGCAUCACACAGGUGACGUCGUUUGUGUCCACCUGAAGCGGCCUCACCUCUGCGUACUUGGCGCUCCGCCUGCCGCCCAGUCUGCUCAGAGCAGUGAACCUGUUAGCAUGCUGUCUCUCACGCAGCUGCAGAUAUCAAACGUCCCUCUGUGAACGGACUCACUCCACAGGACUCGACCCGGCACAAACUACAGUAACCAGCCACCAUAUUGCAUGUUCCAGAGUUUAGUGCCUAUAAUAUUGUGCGUCUUGCCAGAAGCCACCAUGUCAGCCAAGCCAUGUUGUGUUUCUAGACUUAGUAGUGAUGUGUGUGGUGACUUCAUAGUUGCUAAUAUUGAGGAUGAAUAUUCUGCUUUUACUCUGGUUGGAAUUCAGUGGAAACUCCAAUACACUGUCGCUGUAGACAAAACUAGUUUUUACCUGUUUUCUUAUUUUUCUUUCUAACUAAAAGCGUUUGUUGUCCCCUGA
Siniperca chuatsi (mandarin fish) is the source of this 7631-nucleotide messenger RNA. It is a transcript of the gene mecp2, whose product is annotated as methyl CpG binding protein 2. Bases 321 to 3197 code for a protein of 958 amino acids. Gene Ontology annotation, molecular function: double-stranded methylated DNA binding; chromatin binding; methyl-CpG binding. The record is from RefSeq and is a predicted model, not a curated record. Gene Ontology annotation, cellular component: nucleus; heterochromatin. Gene Ontology annotation, biological process: negative regulation of transcription by RNA polymerase II. The transcript has 6 exons. Lineage: Eukaryota; Metazoa; Chordata; Actinopteri; Centrarchiformes; Sinipercidae.